CCGUGCAGCCGCGCCCCCCUCGCUCAGCGCGUCCUCCCGGGGCCUAACUCUGUUCUUCCCGCCGGCAGAGACUGGGACACUACGGGCACUCGUGAGCCGACGAGCCUCCGUUAAACCGUCCCCAGAUUCGUCAGCGCCACAGCAACAUCCUCAGAGCCCCAGCGAACUCCACCCGGCGGCGCGGGCACCCUGCGUGCCCGGAGGAGCCAGCGAGCGAGCGCAGCGACAGUGCCUCGCCUCCUGCAAUCCCCGGACCACCAUGGCCCAGAGCCGCAGAGACCGAAACAGUUGGGGUGGAUUUUCAGAAAAGGCAAGUGAAUGGAGCUCAGAAGAGGAGGAGCCAGUGAAAAAGGCAGGACCAGUCCAAGUCCUCAUUGUCAGAGAUGACCACUCCUUUGAGUUGGAUGAAGCCGCGCUGAAUCGGAUCCUCCUUUCUGAGGCCGUCAGGGACAAGGAGGUGGUCGCCGUGUCAGUUGCUGGAGCGUUCAGAAAAGGGAAAUCCUUCCUGAUGGACUUCAUGCUGAGAUACAUGUACAACCAGGAAUCAGUUGACUGGGUUGGAGAUUACAAUGAACCACUGACUGGCUUUUCAUGGAGAGGUGGAUCUGAGCGAGAAACCACAGGAAUCCAGAUAUGGAGUGAAAUUUUCCUUAUCAAUAAACUUGAUGGCAAAAAGGUUGCGGUGUUAUUGAUGGAUACUCAGGGAACCUUUGACAGUCAGUCGACUUUGAGAGAUUCCGCCACGGUAUUUGCCCUUAGCACAAUGAUCAGCUCGAUACAGGUGUAUAACCUAUCUCAAAAUGUCCAGGAGGAUGAUCUGCAACACCUCCAGCUUUUCACUGAAUAUGGACGACUGGCAAUGGAGGAAACGUUCCUGAAACCAUUUCAGAGUCUGAUAUUUCUUGUUCGAGACUGGAGUUUCCCAUACGAAUUUUCAUAUGGAGCUGAUGGAGGAGCCAAAUUUUUAGAAAAACGCCUCAAGGUCUCAGGGAAUCAGCAUGAAGAACUACAGAAUGUUCGAAAACACAUCCAUUCCUGUUUCACCAACAUUUCCUGUUUCCUGCUACCUCAUCCUGGCUUAAAAGUGGCUACCAAUCCAAACUUUGACGGAAAACUGAAAGAAAUAGACGAUGAAUUCAUCAAAAACUUGAAAAUACUGAUUCCUUGGCUACUUAGUCCUGAGAACCUAGAUAUCAAGGAGAUCAAUGGGAAUAAAAUCACCUGUCGAGGUCUGGUGGAGUACUUCAAGGCUUACAUAAAGAUCUAUCAAGGUGAAGAAUUACCACAUCCCAAGUCAAUGUUACAGGCCACUGCAGAAGCUAACAACUUGGCAGCCGUGGCAACUGCCAAGGACACAUACAACAAAAAAAUGGAAGAGAUUUGUGGUGGUGACAAACCAUUUCUGGCCCCUAACGACCUGCAGACCAAACACCUGCAGCUUAAGGAAGAAGCUGUGAAGCUGUUUCGAGGGGUGAAGAAAAUGGGUGGGGAAGAAUUUAGCCGGCGUUACCUGCAGCAGUUGGAAAGUGAAAUAGAUGAACUCUACAUCCAGUACAUCAAGCACAAUGAUAGCAAAAAUAUCUUCCAUGCAGCUCGUACCCCAGCCACACUGUUUGUUGUCAUCUUUAUCACAUACGUGAUUGCUGGUGUGACUGGAUUCAUUGGCUUGGACAUCAUAGCUAGCCUAUGCAAUAUGAUAAUGGGACUGACCCUAAUCACACUUUGCACCUGGGCGUAUAUCCGGUAUUCUGGAGAAUACAGAGAGCUGGGUGCUGUAAUAGACCAGGUGGCUGCAGCCUUGUGGGACCAGGGAAGUACAAAUGAGGCUUUAUACAAGCUUUACAGUGCAGCAGCGACCCACAGACAUCUGUAUCAUCAAGCUUUUCCUGCACCAAAGUCGGAAGCUACUGAACAAUCAGAAAAGAAGAAAAUUUAACGCAGAUUUUGAGAAAUAGAGGUGCAUGACCAAUUUUCAGCUAAAUAUCAGUUUUAUGUUUCCAUGCAGACAUUCAAAGUGCUUCCAUUAGAACAGAGUAAAAUAUCAAACACCUUUGAAGACUACAAAAUGAUUUAGUUCUUUUACUUCAGUGUUUAAUAAGCAGACAUACUUAUGCAUGGUUAUAUCAUUUUGUUAACAUGUACAGUUUCCUGAUUUCACCUUUAAAUAUGCUGUUAUAAUUUAAAGUAUUUGUCUAUUUAUGAUGACUGUGUGUUCUGCUUGAAUUUACUACAUUCUAUUACUGGGUUAGAAUUAAACCAUGUGGUAAUACUACU
Molecule: messenger RNA, 2274 nt
Organism: Ochotona princeps (American pika)
Lineage: Eukaryota; Metazoa; Chordata; Mammalia; Lagomorpha; Ochotonidae
Gene: ATL1
Product: atlastin GTPase 1
Exons: 15
Coding region: 260-1936 (558 amino acids)
Biological process (GO): endoplasmic reticulum organization; protein homooligomerization
Molecular function (GO): GTP binding; GTPase activity
Source: RefSeq, a predicted model, not a curated record